Setaria italica (foxtail millet) is the source of this 3786-nucleotide messenger RNA. Its product is annotated as mitogen-activated protein kinase kinase kinase YODA. Lineage: Eukaryota; Viridiplantae; Streptophyta; Magnoliopsida; Poales; Poaceae. Gene Ontology annotation, molecular function: ATP binding; protein kinase activity. The transcript is spliced from 13 exons. Gene Ontology annotation, biological process: protein phosphorylation. The coding region runs from base 411 to 3092 and encodes 893 amino acids. The record is from RefSeq and is a predicted model, not a curated record.
CUCCUCUCGCAGUCUCGCUAGCGGUUCCUUUCUUUUUUCCGUUUUUUUUUUCCGGGCUUCCAUCCCUUUCCGCGUCCCGGCUUCCACUCCGCUCCGCUCCUUUUGCUGCCCGAGCCCCGCGGCACCGCCUCCGGAUUCCCUCCGGCUUCUGCUCCGGCGGUCGGAUCUCGCCGCAGCUGCGCCCUGCCUUUGAGGCAGAGAAGGUGCUCAUAUUUGUUUUCCAUUGAUCGGACUGCUCCAAGUAUUGUUCAUUGCCAGUGCAUUGUGUGAGUGGAUGGUGCUAUACGAGGUCACAUGAAAGUUCCAUGCAUAUGCCUUCCAUCUGAUGGCCAUAAUAUGGUAAUUGAUCAGUUUGGAUAGCAUUUCAACAAGUAGCUGGUCAGAUACAGCACAACAUUUUCAUAUUCAAUAUGCCGCCAUGGUGGAGUAAGUCAUCGUCAAAAGAUGUUAAGAAAACCACCAAAGAAAACCUGAUCGAUACAUUUCAUCGCUUGAUAAGUCCCAAUGAGCAAAAAGGAAGCACAAAAUCAAAACGGAAUUGCAGACGUGGAAAUAAUGCAGCUGUUGAGAAAGUUUGCAAAUCGACCGCAGUGUCACGUCCAACUUCACCAUCAAAAGAAGUUUCUCGCUGCCAAAGUUUUUCGGUUGAUAGGCCGCAUGCUCAGCCGCUUCCUAUUCCUGGAGGAUGCCCUCGAGCAAAGCGUACAGUUUCUGAAGUCAUUGAGUCAAAGCCCAUAUUGGAAAAGCGUGGCAAACCACCGCUGUUUCUGCCGCUUCCUAAACCUGAUCCGCUUCACAAAAGGCCUGGAAACAGUGAGAUUGCUUCAGAAAUAGUGGUUGCUUCUGUCUCGAGCAACUGUUCUGCUGAUAACGAGUAUCAUGCAGAUUCUCAGCUUCAGAGCCCUGUUGGGAAUGAUACUGAAAAUCCAACAAAGAUUUCUUCAAAGAACAAAAGUAAUGUUCGCAAGGAGCACCCUGGUGCCAUCACUACCAAGAACACGAAGGAAACAUCGAAGCCAACUGCUAGUGCUUUCCUCAAUAACCAUACACUGUCCACAUCACCAAGAGGUAUUGCAGCUGACAAUAAUCAACCAAAUUUACAAAACCUCCGUCCGGUGGUUUUGGAGAGUGCUCCCAAUAGUUUGAUGUCAAGUCCUUCGAGAAGUCCAAGACGGAUAUGUCCUGACCAUAUUCCGACUUCAGCCUUUUGGGCAGUGAAGCCUCAUGCAGAUGUAACUUUCCUUGGAUCUGGUCAGUGCUCCAGUCCAGGUUCAGGGCAAACAUCUGGACAUAAUUCAGUGGGUGGCGAUAUGCUAGCCCAGCUUUUUUGGCAGCCCAGCAGGGGUAGUCCAGAGUGUUCACCAAUUCCCAGCCCAAGAAUGACGAGUCCUGGCCCUAGUUCUCGUGUGCAUAGUGGAAGUGUUUCCCCAUUGCAUCCAAGGUCUGGAGGAGUGGCACCUGAAUCUCCUACAAGUCGACAUGAUGAUGGAAAGAAGAAGCAAACCCAUAAAUUACCCCUUCCACCAUUGAGCAUCUCGAACAGUUCAUUUUUUCCAAACAACUCCACACCAACUAGUCCUAUAUCAGUACCCCGGAGCCCUGGCAGAACAGAGAAUCCAUCAAGUCCAGCAUCACGAUGGAAGAAGGGCAAGCUGAUUGGUCGUGGGACAUUUGGUCAUGUGUACGUUGGUUUCAACAGUGAUAGUGGCGAAAUGUGUGCAAUGAAAGAGGUCACCCAAUUCUUGGAUGAUCCUAAAUCGAAGGAGAGUGCAAAGCAAUUGGGGCAGGAAAUAUCACUCUUGAGCCGCUUACGGCAUCCAAAUAUUGUACAAUACUAUGGAUCAGAAAGGGUCGACGAUAAACUUUACAUAUACUUGGAGUAUGUGUCUGGUGGAUCCAUACAUAAACUUCUACAAGAGUAUGGACAGCUUGGUGAACCAGCAAUACGCAGCUACACUCAGCAGAUACUUUCAGGCUUAGCUUAUUUGCAUGCCAAGAAUACAGUCCAUAGGGACAUCAAAGGUGCAAACAUACUAGUAGAUCCAAGUGGCCGUGUUAAACUAGCAGACUUUGGAAUGGCAAAACAUAUCAACGGGCAGCAUCCUUUCUCAUUUAAGGGUAGUCCAUACUGGAUGGCUCCAGAGGUUAUAAAAAAUUCUAAUGGAUGCAACCUUGCGGUUGACAUAUGGAGUUUAGGAUGCACUGUCCUGGAAAUGGCUACUUCAAAGCCACCGUGGAGCCAGUAUGAAGGGAUUGCUGCAGUGUUCAAGAUUGGGAACAGCAAGGAACUUCCACCAAUACCAGAUCACCUUUCAGAGCGCUGCAAGGACUUCAUUAGGAAGUGUCUGCAACGUGACCCGUCUCAACGUCCAACAUCAGUUGAGCUUUUGCAACAUCCGUUCAUACAAAAUGGAAUUUCACUUGAGAAAUCUGUUGCUCCUAAUCCUUUGGAACAUCUGGCUGCCAUAUCCUGUAGACCAAAACCCAAGGUGGCCAUGCAGACAAGGAAUACCUCCUUAGGUUUGGAGGGUCAGACUAUUUACCAACGAAGGGGUGUAAAAUUAUCUUCAAAACACAGUGAUAUCCAUAUACGAAGCAAUGUAUCAUGUCCAGUUUCUCCAUGUGGAAGCCCCCUGCUAAAGUCGAGGUCUCCCCAACACACAAGUGGCAGGAUGUCACCCUCUCCUAUUUCGAGCCCUAGAACUACUUCAGGCACUUCCACACCCCUAUCUGGUGGUAAUGGUGCUAUUCCUUUUAACCACCUAAGGUAUGCAACCUACAGCAGUGAGGGAUUUGGGACCACAUCUAGAGGCCGGGAUGAUCUCUUUCCCAACCGGCAUAAAGAUCCUAUCCUUGGGCAAUUCACUCAGGCGCAUCAAGUCGCACAGGGACCUCGGGAAAGAGUAGUAUCUGAAGCUGAUAUUCUGAGCCCUCAAUUUGGAAAGAGACUUGGAAAUGUUUUUGAUUUGCGUGAAAGGCUGUCCCCUUCUGAACAUUUUACUCGUCAUGCCUUUGUCGAUCACGUGGAACUAAAUCCUUCACUUGACCUAACAUCUGGCCCUCUAAACCUUGGACUCCAGCAUGGUAAAUAACUAUCAGAGUGUAAAAAGCAAGGUGGCAUUUUUGGAAUUUGUUAAGGUAACUGGUGGUUUUUGGCUAUAACCAUUCAAUGACUGGAAUUGUAUCAUAGUUUAAGAAUUCAGAAAGAUUGACAAUUGCUUUAGAAGCUAAUGGUUGGCAAUGGAUGUGAUCUUUGUUGUCAUCAAUGCAAUUCAAGUCAACAAAGAUUCCGCCCAUUCCUAUCUGGCCAAACAACUUGCCUUAGCAUACUACAACCAACGUGCUAACAAGUGUCAUUGAUGGGACUGUAUAUUAGAUUCCCAGACUGAAUCACUGAAGGACCCAAAGCAGUAACUCUCCAUUUGUAUACCCCUCUCUCACCCCCAAUAUGUAACCUAUUUUUUCUAAUUUUUUCCUUGGCGUCCUGACGCCAAUGUAUAGAAGGUAUCUCAACUAAGAAGCCUAGAUUUUGCACAGGAAAAACAGUUGAGCUAUUCAGCAAUCAGUCCCCGUCUCUCUCUCUCUCUCUCUUUUUUCCCUUCGCUCCUUCACAGUUACAUAUCUCCCACCCGUCCCUGGAGCUGAUGCAGCUAAUCGACUUAGCACUGAUAAGUAUAUUUUGUAGCAGUACUAAUCUAAUGAGCCAUUUCAUUCAAUGUACACCUGUACAAUCUACUUGGGAUGUACACAAAGAAUCUCUGCCCCCCUAACUAAAUGCUUGUCAUA